CCCGCCCAUAAAAAAAAACCCCAGACUCUCAACUCCCAAUACCCUCACUCUCUCUCCUCUACUGCUCUCUAAAAAAAAAAAAAACAGAAAUGGAAGAAGAAGAAGACGACCAGCAAAACAUCCUAGAUCUGGUCAAAGAAUUAGUCAAUCGCUUACUCUCUCAAAACCCUCAAAACCCUAAACCCCCAAUUUCUAACCCUAACCCUAACUCUCCUGAUUUCCAAAAUUCUCUUCGCUACGCAAUCCGCAUUCUCUCCAGCAGAUUAACCCCAUCGAUUGCCCCUGAUGCCGCCGCAAUCGCUGAAUCCAUCAAGCGUGGUCUUGCCACUCAAGGUAAAUCUUCCCAAGCUCUCACUCUCGCUGAGUUAUACAACAAAUUUGCAUCGAAAACGGGACCGGGAAGUAUUAAUAACAAAUGGGCAGUUCUUUAUUUGCUUAAAAUCAUUUCCGAAGAUAAAAAAAUUGCACAAAAUGCUCCAAAUUCCACGCUUUUGUUACCUAAUUUGGGGUUAAAUGAGCUUGAUUUGAGCAAUGAAUCGCGGAUUUCCCGUGAUUUUAAGAGAAGGGAAAAGGGUUAUGAUAAUGGGGUUUUGUUGGUUAGUAAAGAUCCGGAGAAUUUGCUUGAAAUCGCAUUUAGAGAGUUCGUUAAUCUGGUGAAAGAGGAAAAUGAGGUGUCCGAAGAAGUUUUAGUGAGAGAUGUGUUAUAUGUUUGUCAAGGGAUUGAUGGGAAAUAUGUGAAGUUUGAUGCAAAUGUUGAUGGGUAUGUUUUAUCAGAUUCAAUCAAGGUUCCAAGAGGUACAAGGGUUAUGGUUAGGAAGUUGUGUGAGUUGGGUUGGUUGUUUAGGAAAGUUAAAGGGUAUAUUUCAGAGAGUAUGGAUCGGUUUCCAGCUGAAGGUGUGGGAACUGUAGGGCAGGCAUUUUGUGCUGCGUUACAGGAUGAGCUUUCAGAUUAUUAUAAAUUGUUGGCUGUGCUUGAAGCACAGGCGAUGAAUCCAAUUCCAUUGGUUUCAAAGUCAACUAGUUCGAGUAAUUAUUUGUCAUUGAGGAGGUUGUCAGUGUGGUUUGCUGAGCCAACAGUGAAAAUGAGGUUAAUGGCUGUUUUGGUUGAUAAAUGCAGAGUCUUGAGGGGUGGGGCAAUGGCUGCGGCUAUACAUUUGCAUGCCCAGCAUGGCGAUCCAUUGGUGCAUGAGUUCAUGAGGAGUUUACUGCAGCAUGUUUGUUCGCCACUUUUUGAAAUGGUUAGGAGUUGGGUUUUGGAAGGGGAGCUGGAGGAUAUUUUUGCUGAGUUCUUUGUUGUGGGUCAGCCAGUGAAAGCUGAAUCACUUUGGAGAGAAGGUUACAGGCUCCACGCUGGAAUGCUUCCUUCAUUCAUUUCACAACCCCUUGCUCAGCGCAUUUUAAGGACUGGGAAGUCAAUAAAUUUCCUUCGUGUCUGUUGUGAUGAUCGUGGUUGGGCUGAUACUGCAACAGAGGCUGCUGCUGCUGCUGGGACCACAACUAGAAGAGGGAGUCUUGGUUAUGGUGAAACUGAUGCACUUGAAACUCUGGUUGUUGAAGCAGCAAAGAGAAUUGACAAGCAUCUGUUGGAUGUUAUGUACACGAGGUAUAAAUUCAAAGAACACUGCCUUGCAAUCAAGCGUUAUUUACUGCUGGGGCAAGGUGAUUUUGUCCAGUAUUUAAUGGAUAUUGUUGGGCAGGAACUUUCUGAGCCUGCUAAUACAAUUAGUUCAUUCCAGUUGGCAGGGUUGCUGGAAAGUGCAAUUCGAUCAUCCAAUGCUCAGUAUGAUGAUCCUGACAUAUUAGAUAGGUUGAGGGUGAAGAUGUUGCCGCAUGGUACUGGAGAUAGAGGUUGGGAUGUAUUCUCGUUGGAAUAUGAUGCCAGAGUACCAUUAGACACAGUGUUUACUGAAUCUGUUAUGGCAAGGUAUUUAAGAAUUUUUAAUUUCCUGUGGAAGCUGAGGCGAGUGGAGCAUGCACUUAUUGGUGCGUGGAAGACAAUGAAACCUAAUUGUAUUACUUCUCAUUCUUUCACCAAGCUGCAGCAUGCAGUUAAGUUACAGUUACUCUCAACACUGAGACAAUGCCAGGUCCUUUGGAAUCAGAUGAAUCAUUUUGUUACAAACUUGCAAUAUUAUAUCAUGUUUGAAGUUCUGGAGGUUUCUUGGUCUAACUUCUCAAAUGAGAUGGAAGUGGCAAAGGAUCUUGAUGAUCUACUUGCAGCACAUGAUAAGUACCUCCACUCAAUUGUAGAGAAAUCUCUUCUUGGUGAACGAUCUCAAUCCCUUUACAAGUCACUAUUUGCCUUGUUUGACCUUAUACUGCAUUUCAGAAGUCAUGCAGAUCGGUUGUGUGAAGGAAUUUACGAGUUACAAGCAAGAACCAGGGCAUCCUCUUUGUCCUCUCAAGACAAGACAAAAUCACAAAGGCAGACAAGAGAUAAUCCGUCAGAGCCUGGAUCAUGGUUUAGUGAUGGCAGGAAGGCCCUGGAACAACGUGCUGGUGAAUUUCUUCAAAAUAUGGGGCGGGAACUGGAAGAAAUAGCAAAGGAAUAUACAGUGUUGCUCGAAGGUUUCUUGUCUCAGCUGCCUGUGCAACAACAUGUUGAUUUGAAAUUCCUCUUCUUUCGGCUUGACUUCACUGAAUUUUAUAGUAGGUUGCGUCCUGGCACAUAGCAAAGCUGUUAAUACACCUGAGUUUAAUCCAAUUUGCAACUCAAGGCAUGAACAGAGUGCAGUUAUUUGCUGGACCUUAAGUGAAGAAUUAUGCAAUGUCAUGCUGAUGCCAGGAUUGACCUUUAUGUUUCACUGCUUGAUUUUAGAUUGUUUGUGCUCCUUUCUAAGGGUUUACGUGAAAGUUUGCGAUCAUGUCAGAGUGGUUGCUGCUAUAAACAUAUCAUAAUUCCUUGUGUUGCUGGGAAGCUGUCCUUGCAAUGAAAACUGUGGUCUUAUCACAAGGGAUUGUUAACAGGCCCAUGCUAUCUCAAUAUCCUUCUUGCUGGCACACGAAUGAGCAAGACUGUUCAUUAAAUUAUAUCAUCAUAAAGAUUUGGCCUUGUUUGAUUAUUACCUCUUGGGGAAACGCUCUUGUGCAUACAACAUAGAUGGCUUGUGUUGCUGGAGAAUUAGAAUGAGGUGAAAGCAAAUACCCAGUUGAAGUCUUGAAGAAAGAUCAAAGUGACACCAUAGAGACAAAGGAAGCACCUCAUGCAUGCUUGACAGGGUGCCUCCCAUAAGCCAAAGAGUGGAAUGGUGUAUUAUUCUUUCUAGGACUGGUAGCACUUUGGUGAGAGUGUCCCUUAGCCCUUGGAAUAUUUAUUGAGUGUUUGCUUGUCUAGCUGAAUAUGUUAGCUUAAAUGUUUCAGCCAGUAGUGUCGGUUUCAUUUUUGUCUACCCAGUUUGACAAGUGAUAUUGCUAUGUUAUGAAGUUAUAGAGAAGCAUAAAAUCAGCAUGAGGUUCAAAAUUGAAAAACAUUCUACACUAAGUUAAGGCUUCAUUAGCUUUUGAUGAAAACUUGAAAAAAAUGUAUUUCUUUCUUCCUCCAGUGUCGUCCAUAAGAUGCUGCAAUUUUUCAGAGAAUCAUAAUGGGUUCUGCAGCAUUGCUUUCUUUGUAUAUUUAACUCAUCAUACAGUUGAGCACCCUGAGUCUAACUGAAGUAGAAACUAUUUGUUUUGCUACUAUAAAUGUUUUAUUUGCUGCUGAUCU
This is a messenger RNA of Populus nigra (black poplar), 3703 nucleotides long. Its product is annotated as gamma-tubulin complex component 3-like. Gene Ontology annotation, molecular function: gamma-tubulin binding; microtubule minus-end binding. Gene Ontology annotation, cellular component: spindle pole; gamma-tubulin small complex; centrosome. Gene Ontology annotation, biological process: mitotic cell cycle; microtubule nucleation; meiotic cell cycle. NCBI's taxonomy places the organism in Eukaryota, Viridiplantae, Streptophyta, Magnoliopsida, Malpighiales, Salicaceae. The coding region runs from base 90 to 2672 and encodes 860 amino acids. The transcript is spliced from 4 exons. The record is from RefSeq and is a predicted model, not a curated record.